This is a messenger RNA of Bufo bufo (common toad), 4593 nucleotides long. RefSeq names its product connector enhancer of kinase suppressor of ras 2-like. NCBI's taxonomy places the organism in Eukaryota, Metazoa, Chordata, Amphibia, Anura, Bufonidae. Gene Ontology annotation, cellular component: cytoplasm; membrane. The coding region runs from base 1 to 3147 and encodes 1048 amino acids. Gene Ontology annotation, molecular function: protein binding. Gene Ontology annotation, biological process: regulation of signal transduction. The transcript is spliced from 23 exons. The record is from RefSeq and is a predicted model, not a curated record.
AUGAUGGAUGCUUUGCUCUUUGCAGGGUUGGACGAUUGUUUACAGCAAUAUAUCAAAAACUUUGAGAGGGAGAAGAUCAGCGGGGAGCAACUGCUGCACAUCACCCACCAGGAGCUGGAGGAGCUGGGCGUCACCCGCAUCGGGCACCAGGAGCUCAUUCUGGAGGCGGUGGACCUGCUCUGCGCCCUGAAUUACGGCCUGGAGACAGAGAACCUGCGGACGCUCUCUCACAAACUCAAUGCAUCAGCCAAAAAUCUGCAGAACUUUAUAAUGGGUAGAAGGCGGAGUGGACAUUACGAUGGGAGGGCCUCCCGGCGACUGCCCAACGACUUCCUCACCUCCGUAGUGGAUCUGAUCGGUGCUGCCAAGAACCUGUUAGCCUGGCUGGACAGGUCCCCGUUCGUCAGUGUGACGGAAUAUUCACUGCUGAAAAAUAACAUUGUCCAACUGUGCCUGGAGCUCACCACCAUCGUGCAGCAGGAUUGCACUGUGUAUGAAACAGAAAAUAAAAUCCUCCAUGUGUGUAAGACGUUGUCAGGAAUCUGCGAUCACAUCAUUUCUCUGUCAUCGGACUCCUUGGUGUCGCAGUCCGCUCACCUGGAAGUCGUUCAUCUCACCAAUAUCAUGCCCAGUGAAGGACUGGGGAUGUACAUCAAAUCCACGUACGACGGACUCCACGUCAUCACAGGGACCACGGAAAACUCUCCUGCCGACCAGUGCAAGAAGAUCCACGCCGGCGACGAGGUGAUUCAGGUGAACCAUCAGACGGUGGUCGGUUGGCAACUGAAAAACUUGGUAAAUGCUCUGAGGGAAGAUCCCAGUGGAGUGAUCCUGACUCUAAAGAAGAGACCUCAGAACACCUUAGCGUCAGCCCCUGCACUGCUGAAGAACGUGAGAUGGAAACCACUCGCACUACAGCCUAUAAUUCCCACCAGUCCCACCAGUGGUAACACCACCCCGACGGGCACCAUGGGGAUGUCCUCCAAGCUGGACGGCCCGGCCCUGCAUGACGUCUUCAUUCUUUCUCCUGUGUCCGGACUUUAUGGCCCCAGGGACGACAUUGGGAUUGUGCCGUGUGACGACAUCAAUAAAUAUGGCGUCAGCAAGUCUGUGAUGAAAGGCUGCGAGUCUCCCAGCUAUUUCCUCGAGCACGAGAGCGGCAAAUAUUACACUUUCGUAGAAGGGGAGGGUCACGAGGUCGGCUCAGAAUAUGAGAGGGGUAGAACGACCGGGGUGCGGAGAAGAGAGAAGACCCCUACUCACGGGGACCUGAGGCCGGUGUCGAUGCCGUCAGAAUACAGCUGGAUUGGAGACCCCAAGGAGCCCAAUAUGUAUAAGAGAGGAAGCAAAGACUCUGAGAAUUCGCUUCUGCGCUACCUGAGCGAUGACAAAAUCCUGGUGAUUCAAGAAGAGCCGGUGACCCAGAAAGACAACAAGAGGGACACGGGACGCCGAUCCAGGAAAAAAGGCAAGAACCCAGGCAGCCCCAGUUACCCCAUCAGCCCGUCAAUGCUAACCUCAACAGGGAGGCUGGACCCUGCGCAGCAAGAUGCCUUGACCUUCUCUCUUGCCGAAAGUAACACUGUCCCCCUGUACCACAGAGCGGGUGACACAAUCGGGGGCGACUCUGAGAGGUACACAAGUUCUGCCGCGGAGCGACAAGGAACCACAUCGAUGAGGAAGUCUUUCCAUUACGCAUCGCUGAGGGUUAAAACCAAAAAACGAUCAAAAGGAGGGUCCCUCACGAGCAGCAGGCGGCGAAUUUCCUGCAAAGACCUGGGGCACGGCGACUGCGAGGGCUGGCUAUGGAAGAAGAAAGACGCCAAAGGUUACUUCACACAGAAGUGGAAGAAGUACUGGUUCAUCCUGAAGGACUCGUCCCUGUACUGGUACACCAACCAGAACGAUGAGAAGGCGGAAGGUUUCAUCAGUUUACCAGAAUUCAGGAUAGACCGAGCCAUCGAAUGUCGGAAGAAACACGCCUUCAAAGCUUGUCAUCCGAAAAUUAAGAGUUUCUUCUUCGCCACAGACUGUCUGGAGGAGAUGAACAGAUGGAUGAACCGUCUGGGACUCGCUGCUAUCGGGUACACGCCAGAUGACAAGGACAUCAGACCCAACGAAGAUUACUGGAGUGAGAGUGACCAGGACGACGUCGAUGGCUCCAUGACAUUAAAACAGGAACCGCAGACCACAGCAAGCGACACCUACCACCGCACCUCCUCAACGAAUUCCUCGAGUCCGUUUCCAGAACAGAAGCAUGGCCGCCACUUCUCCAGUGAAUCCACGUAUUCUCACUCCUCGGCUGAAGAGUCCAGGCCGGACGCUUUGGGCAGCACGCACUCUUCUGGUUGUCGGCCCACAUUCCGGGAGCGGCGGUCCUGGCAGGAUCUUAUAGAAACCCCCCUAACCAGUUCAGGACUCCACUUCCUCCAGACCGUCCCUCCGGAUCCGGAACAUAUGGCUGGACGACCAGGAAUGUCCCCGGAACGUAGGAGACAAGCUACACUACCAGUCCAGCGGCGCCAGAACCAUGAACGGGACGGGCCCUUUCCUCUGGCAGAAUGUCCCAGGGGCCACACAGCACACACCAGGACACAAAAACAGCGCAGCCAAAGUUUACCCAGAAACCGGGACGCCAGAGGGAAAAACCGCAACAAGAACGCAGUAUUGUUAGAGGAGAAGCCCGAGGAGGAGCCGCUGAAGAGGAAGCACAGCAGCUCCAGCAAAGAAGACAACAAGAAGGACGCCUGGUGCAGCACGGACGGACUGCAGGAGCUCUACAAGACGCUGGAGCAGGCCAGCCUGUCAGCGUUCGGGGAGCAGAGGCCGUCCACCAAGCAGGAGUUCAGGAGAUCCUUCAACAAGAGGAGCAACGACCCCGUCCUCAAUGAGAAACUGCACCGCAUCCGUGUCCUGAAGAGCACUUUAAAAGCGAAGGAAGGCGACCUCUCCGUCAUUAACGCUCUCCUCGAUGAUCCGGCCUUGACAGCCAAGAAAUUCAAGGACUGGAAGCAGAGAAACUUUGAGUUUUUUAUGGACAUUUGUGAGUACAGCGGAACCCUGAAACCUCAGAACGGUGCCUCUGACCUCGCUGCCCCAGCGGCUCCGAUCUCGCACACCCAUUCCUUCAUCGAGACGCACGUCUGACCGGCGGGAGAAGCGCCCUCCGCCCAGGUGCCGCCAUGACUGAGAGAAGCACUGUAAUAUCUGUACAUAAUGUAAUCAAUAGACUGUAAAUAGAUUGGAUACGAGAAUAGCGCCACCAGAUGCCUACGACAUUGCAUGACCGCGCAGAAUUCUUCUUCUUUUGUGGAUUCUCUUUGCUUUGCUGUGUGUAUCAGGGUCGGCGGCAUCCGCACCGAAAUGUCAGGAGGUCCCAGCGAGCGGCCAUUGUGUGACCUGUGCCAGCAGCAGCCAUGGCGGUCAGUGCGCACAAUGGCGGCCCCCAGGGAGCCUCCUCUAUGUACAUCUAUAAGGUGACAACCUCCGAGCCUCUAUAUAUAGAUAUGCUGUCCCCCGCGGACUUGCUAUCUGUGUAUAGAAGCGAUCCCAUCACAAUAUAUCUUCAGUACAUGAGCAGCGAGCGGAUUUGGUGUCCUGGUCGCCGUCCUCCAUUGUUCCUCACAUUAUUUUGUAGUUCUGACUCUCCUGGGAGCAGAGGAAGAGGUUCCAGGCUGCACACGAGUAUAUAGCUCAGCCUCUUAGUGCCUUAAGAUGUACAAUGUGCAUCCUGCAGAUGGCGGCUUUCCUGCACGAGAGCUUGAGAUGCGAAACCGCGAGGUGACGAUGUGGUUACGGGACGACUUGUCCUUGCAGGAUGAUGAUUGCCUCUCCACUGUGAUUACUGUGCCACUAGCCUGUGACUUUAUGUGCUACACCCGUCUAUGGACUGAAGUGCGGCGGCGGCGGCGGCGCGGUCAUCUUCAUGGGAGCAAGAAGAAAGGGAAACGCGGCGAGCAAGUUGUAUCCACCAGGAGGUGAAUCCGAAGUACAUGAAACGCUCCAGUACGUACAAAGACAGCGAGCAGCGGGUUCUUCCAGCUUCCGUAAUAUCUGAUGCUUGUGGUCGCGGUCGUCUCUUGCGUACCGCUCUUUGUCACUUAUGUUACUUUCAGGGACACAGACAGUGCAUGUGUUUUACAUGGGACUUGUAGUGCAGCUCUGCGGUGACGGGGGAGGGGAGGGCUAAACGGGUUUCUCCACAUAUGGUAACAUUGCUUGGCGGUGGACACAAUGUAUCAAUGAUGGCGGGCCACAUUCAUUGCUGCAAUCACCACUGAUCACAAAUCCUGUCCCAGGGGGUGAAUCUGGAAGUCAGUGUUAGGGUCUCUGCUCCAUAUCUUCCCGUUCAGACCCAUUUAAAGCGACGGCGCCGCCGUCUGGAGUCGCUUGCAUCAUUAUAUUAGGGAAUUGCUAGUCGUGCAGUUACAUUCUCUGUACUCCAUUCCUAAUCAUGCACCUACACUCGCAGCGCCAGGUCAGGUGAUCGUAUCAUGAAGAUAAUGGCGGCAUGGCAGAUGGAGCAUUAAUCUCAGGUCACCCCCAGACCGGGUCUCAUUUCUAAGAUUUGUUACAAUGUAUUCCUGGGUGUUA